Molecule: messenger RNA, 2250 nt
Organism: Ochlerotatus camptorhynchus
Lineage: Eukaryota; Metazoa; Arthropoda; Insecta; Diptera; Culicidae
Product: beta-galactosidase-like
Exons: 9
Coding region: 204-2150 (648 amino acids)
Biological process (GO): carbohydrate metabolic process
Cellular component (GO): vacuole
Molecular function (GO): beta-galactosidase activity
Source: RefSeq, a predicted model, not a curated record
UCUCAUCUCACUGUACUAUUCUCAGUCUUGAAUUUAAAUUUGCGCGCAUCAGUCGCAGUCUAGGUUGUUGAGAUAAAUUGUGAUCUGUGUCACAUUAGCAAAGGCUUGUUUAUAUUUAGCAUUCAGAUAAAGCGUUUAUCGUACGGCUUACGCCUAGUGGAUAACUGUACAUGAUAAUGCAUUAUAAUCAUGAUUAAUUAAAAAUGGCACUGUCGAAGUGUUUGUUGUUAAUCUUUAUUACAGCGUUAACCUUUAGUAAUACCAUCAAUGGUCAAAGACUUCUUGAUAACAGGCAGCGAACAUUCACGGUUGACUACGAAAACAACACAUUUCUGCUAGACGGAGAACCAUUUCAAUACAUUUCCGGAUCGUUUCACUAUUUUCGAGCUUUGCCUCAGUCAUGGGGUCCAAUAUUGAAAUUGAUGAGGGCUGCUGGCUUGAAUGCAAUAACUACAUACGUGGAAUGGUCACUACACAAUCCAAAAGAAGGGGUGUAUAAUUGGGAAGGGAUGGCCGACAUUGAGCGAUUCAUCCAUAUGGCACAAGAAGAAGAUCUGCUGGUGAUCCUCCGACCGGGGCCGUAUAUUUGUGCCGAGAGGGAUAUGGGUGGAUUUCCUUAUUGGUUACUCCACAAGUAUCCCGGAAUACAAUUAAGAACGGCUGAUGUUGCUUACUUGCGCGAAGUUCGAACGUGGUAUGCAGAGUUGUUUUCAAGGUUGGAGCCAUAUUUUUACGGAAACGGUGGGCCAAUAAUAAUGGUACAAGUGGAAAAUGAAUACGGAUCUUUUUAUGCGUGUGAUCACAAGUACAUGAAAUGGCUACGGGAUGAAACCGACCGAUAUGUAAAAGGCAACGCUGUACUCUUCACAAACAAUGGUCCAGGUCUCACGCAAUGUGGAGGUGUUGAAGGAGUUUUAUGCAGUUUGGACUUUGGUGCUGGAUCUUCUGACGAAAUUGAUGGUUUCUGGAAGGAGCUUCGUAAACACCAACCGAAAGGUCCGUUAGUGAAUGCAGAAUACUACCCAGGAUGGCUGACUCAUUGGCAAGAACGGCAAAUGGCACGUGUUCCGAUUGAACCGAUUGUAAUAUCAUUACGACAUAUGCUAAGUUCAAAGGUGAAUGUCAAUAUCUACAUGUUUUAUGGAGGGUCAAACUUUGGAUUCACUGCAGGAGCUAACGAACAAGGCCCUGGACGGUUUAUUCCGGACAUAACUUCAUACGAUUACGAUGCACCUUUGGAUGAAUCGGGAAACCCAACACCAAAAUACCAAGCUAUUCGUCAAGUGAUUUCUGAGUUUUUUCCUAUGCCCAGCAAACCAAUUCCAACUCCUACUCGUAAAAUGUCACUCCCCUCUGUCAUAUUGAGACCAAUUGAUAAUCUAAUGAACAAACUUGUCCUUCGUGCAAUCGCAUCACCUGAGGUGCUGAACAGUACCCCUCUGACCUUUGAAGCUCUGAACCAAUAUUCUGGACUGGUACUUUAUGAAGCACUUUUGCCGGACAAUUUAAAGACAGAUCCUCUCAAAUUGACCGUUGAAAAAGUAAACGACCUGGGUUACGUUUUUGUAGACACGAAUUUCAUUGGAACACUGUCUAGGCAGAACUCAGUCAAUACUCUUCCCAUAACUCUAGGAUUGGGCGAAAAGCUACAAAUAAUCGUUGAAAAUCAAGGCCGCAUUAACUUCGGCACCCCAAACGAUUUCAAAGGUUUAGUUGGGAAUGUUUUCAUCAAUACUCAAAAAGUGCUUAAUUGGACCAUGACGGGAAUACCGUUGGACAAUAUAAAAGAUAUAAGCGAAUAUGUUUCCAAAAAGAUUCAAUUGGAUAGUAGGUACCCACUUAAACGUAGCAGGUUUAAUCAGGGAACGCCCUUACGCCAUGGUCCAAUGCUAUUCUACGGUACCUUCGACAUUGCAAGAAUAGACAUCCUCGAUACCUACUUGAACCCAUCUGGGUGGGGCAAAGGUAUUGUUUAUAUCAAUGGAUUCAACCUAGGACGAUACUGGCCUCGAGUGGGACCGCAGAUAACGCUCUAUUUGCCGCGGCAUAUUCUUAAAAGUACGAUGAAUGAGAUUAUACUUGUCGAGUAUCAAACGGUCAAGGCUCCGUUUAUGACUGUUGGAUUUGAUAGCUCACCUAAGUUCAACUGAUUGUGCAGGGCAGCAUACUUACAAAGGGUUAUGAGUGUAUGUCGAAUAAAAAUCUUUCAAAUAAAAUAAAAUAAAAAUCAAUAGAAUGUCUCAGCAUUCA